GUAAUCUCCCAAUUUGCAAUCUGAUAUGCUUGCAAUGCAUUGUUUUUCGUGCUGGUGCAAUGCUCAGGUUUUGCAAUGAGAUGCUGCCUUUGAGAUCCGGGUGGUGUUGAUCUUUGGCACUACAACUGUGUUCUUACGGGCUCGCCUUUUUCUAUCUUUUCUCUUCCUCUCUUAAUGGUGCUUGCAAGAAGGUGGGAUCGAGUCAGACUGUCUGGAUGGAGAAACAAGGAGGGGCAGUAGCUCAGGGAGAGUUUGAUAAAAGCAAACAGAGUCCAAAGGAACCAAAGGGUCAAGAAGAGUCAGCGAAUUCAGAAUCUCGGAUUGCCCCUGCAGAUGAUGAGGACGGAAUCCCAAUUUCCACAUCAGGACUAUUGCAGGUGGUGGAGAGAAGGCAGCCUCUCAGCAGUGUCUCAUCUCUUGAGGUACACUUUGACCUCAUGGAUCUGACUGAACUCACAGACAUGUCCGACCAAGAACUUGCAGAGGUUUUUGCUGAUUCUGAUGAUGAGAAUCCACCGUACGAUUCAUCUACAGAAUUGAACCAACCAUUGAUGUAUCCAAUCAUCUCACGUGGAACACAUUUAAAAUCCCCUUCAUGGACAAGAGCCAAGAAUGAACAGAGCAGGGAGAGGAAGCACCCAAGUGAUCCAGAUGUUCCAUUGGAAAUGUCAGAUCAUUUUCACACAGUUGAAACACACAAAAAACCCUAGGACAAGAUUGGACCUUGCUUCAAUAAAAUGUACAGCGCUGAAUAGUUCUGCCGCAUCAUUCAUAAUUGUUCUUCUCCCUCAUUCUUCAUUCAUAUAAUUAAGUAGAUUUUCACCAACUGUCCCUGCAGUGAAUUACAUAAUGUUUAUGCUUUCAGCGAAGGGAUUUUUACCCUAUGUAAUGAAAUCUAUAAAAAUCAACUAUCAAUCUUAGUCCAUUCAUAUGCUUUUGGUGCUGUGGAUGAGCCUGUGCUAUGACCUUAGGACAUUAUAUGAAAAUAUCUGAAGAACUGGAACUUUUUAUUGCCUUGAGUAACUCAGUCAGGUGACUAUCACUUUUUAGAAAACUCCUUGAAACAAUAACAGAACAUAAGAAAUAGGAGUAGGUCAUUCAGCCCCUCAAGCCUGCCCCACCAUUCAAUAUGGCUGAACACAUAUGUCGUUUUAGAGCUUUCCAGGCAAUUGUAGUCAAUCCCUGUCCAACUAGGAAUACUUGUUCUAUAUCAGCUGCUCUCGUGGAAAAAUCUGACAUUGUCCAUUUCACCUCACAUCAGGCUAAAAUCUGUAAGUCUGCAACAUGCUCUUCACAGCAAAACCAGUGGGAGAAAGUGCAGGUACUGAAUGCGUAACAGAAAAAUUAAAACCAAUACAAAUGGAGGUAAAUACGGAAUAUCUCACCUAUGAUGAUGUUGGAGGAAAUCUUCCACUGGAAGGAGAGAUGAAUACUAAUAAGUGUCUAUGCAGUUUUCUGGAGUGAAACACCAAGAUAAAAAAAAUAUUGUAUGUUUCUCAGGCAACAUCUCUAAACAGAAUUUGUACACCAAACAUAGAUUCCUAGAAAUGUGAUAGAAGAUUUUUAUUAGCACUGAAAUGAUCAAUAAUGCAUGGAAUAAAAGCAUCAUAAAUAAAAUCACUAGUUUUCUUUUUCAGUCUCCAAACUGAAUUUAUAAGGAGGUAGCAUUCUCUUUCCAGAUAUGUUUAUCCUUUAAAUGCAUUGUCCUACAUGUCUAAACAUGCGAAAAAGGUAUUCAAGGAGAAAAGGGUCUAACUGAGCCAAAACACUAACUCUGAUUCCAUAUUAUAUACACACGUGGACAAAGAAACCGAGUUCAGUUUUAAUUCCUGUUGUACAAAAGUCAUUACCUCUAAACCAAAAUAUUGCACUGCCUGAAAACUAAAAAUUAAAUUGAAUGAUAUCAGUCUGAUGCCAACACUAAGUUAUCCUGUUAAAUUAAAAUUUAUCUUUGAGACCAGAAAGCAGCUCUUAUUUUCUUUCAAAAAGGGUACCAGAUUCCGCCCCCCUCCAACCCCCUGACA
Molecule: messenger RNA, 2024 nt
Organism: Carcharodon carcharias (great white shark)
Lineage: Eukaryota; Metazoa; Chordata; Chondrichthyes; Lamniformes; Lamnidae
Gene: dbndd1
Product: dysbindin domain containing 1
Exons: 4
Coding region: 216-710 (164 amino acids)
Biological process (GO): negative regulation of protein kinase activity
Cellular component (GO): cytoplasm
Source: RefSeq, a predicted model, not a curated record